This is a messenger RNA of Musa acuminata AAA Group (dessert banana), 1097 nucleotides long. Its product is annotated as protein TILLER ANGLE CONTROL 1-like. The transcript has 4 exons. The record is from RefSeq and is a predicted model, not a curated record. Gene Ontology annotation, biological process: morphogenesis of a branching structure. Lineage: Eukaryota; Viridiplantae; Streptophyta; Magnoliopsida; Zingiberales; Musaceae. Bases 59 to 832 code for a protein of 257 amino acids.
CAAAUCCGACAUUGCAGUAGGCUUCAGUUCUUCGACUGUUCAUCCCUGACACGUAGAAAUGAAAAUCUUCAACUGGAUGCACCGUAAACUGCACUCCGGCAACAACUACUCCCAGGUUUCACAAGAUGAAGAUGUCGAAGAGAAGGCAGUGGUGGAGACGGACACGGAUGCGCUGCUUCUCCAUGACAUGCUUAAUGGCAUCCUCACCAUUGGCACCUUAGGCCAUCACCACCACCUUGUGCCUGAAGCUUACUUCGAUUCAGAAGAGCUUCUCGGAGAGGUUGGAGAAGUCAUAGAGGAAGUGGAGGAAGCUGGGUUGUUCGAGGUAGCGAGAGAAGCUUCGGCAGCCGUACGCAAGGAGUCAUUUAAGAUCAAGUUGUCGGUCGAGGAUGAGGAGAAGAAGAUAAUGGAGGUGGUGCAGGUGCACGAGGUACAGGGAUCUGAGAAGAUCCUUGAGCUGCCAUUGCUGAAGGAGCACAAGGAGAAGAGACACCGGCGGAGGACGACGCUCGCCGAUCUGCUGGCGGCCAAUGCUGUCAGCGACAACGAUUCAGCGGCGAAGACAGUACCCGACGGAACCAAUGCGAGGGGCAAGCAGCAGGCGAUCAAUGCUAAGAAUAACAUGCAGCACAAGAAAAGUAAAGGAGAUCAGAAGCCACCUGCAACCACCACUACCACUGGAAAACUACAAACACUGAUACCAAGGAUGUUGAAGAAGAAGAUCCAUCCGGAGAUGGUAGAGCCCAAGGAAGAGACGCUGAAGGAAAGAAACAAAGCAGAGAAGCCUCCAAUCGCCGGGGAAGCAGCAUCUGGUAAUCUUCCCUCUCUCUGAAUAGGCGUCAGCCGUGUUCUAAGGUGCAGAUGAAGUGAACUGCAGCCAGUACUAUCGUUGUUCGCUGGAUCGCACAAGUGAUCGCCACCGGUUUGGUGUAGUUUCAUGUGGUUAUAUCUAAUCAAAGAUACAUAAAACGAUAGAAAAUUAUGUGGAGUCUCAACAAGCUUCCCUCACGCAGUCCUCCAUUGAGAUUAGGAUCGCAGCUCGCUUAUCUCGACUCCGACACUGUUCGAUGCACCAGUUCAGCUGGCGAUGAUUCGUU